Molecule: messenger RNA, 2209 nt
Organism: Dendronephthya gigantea
Lineage: Eukaryota; Metazoa; Cnidaria; Anthozoa; Malacalcyonacea; Nephtheidae
Product: putative ankyrin repeat protein RF_0381
Exons: 6
Coding region: 164-2209 (681 amino acids)
Cellular component (GO): cytoplasm
Molecular function (GO): protein binding
Source: RefSeq, a predicted model, not a curated record
AUUAGGUUUGUAGAAGAUUACUCAAAUUUAUCGAACUUAUUUGUUUAUGUGCGACGCAGUAUCGUGGCUCUUUACGAUGAUAUAUGCCAUGAAGAGUUGAAGGGAGCGCUGGUGGCAUUUUGGAGCAAGUUUAAAUUGUUUUACAACGUAGUCAUUUUACUCAAUGGCUGAAUCCAAGAAAGAUGAUGAUGUUAUUAUGCCCCAGCAUGACGAGAGCAUCAUAACUCCAGGCUUAGCAGAAAGAUUGGGAAACAGAGAUAUGUCGGAAAAUAAACAAUCCAAGAAUACUGUUUAUAAACAGAAAGAAAUUGAAGAAGAAGUGGAAGGAAAAAACAUACAAAAUGAAGAAUGUGAUAAUGGAACUGAUAAAAAGCAAGAGCAAAGUGUGAGUUUGAGUGUGCGUGGAGAAGAAAGAAAACUACAACUUUUGUUUGAACUAAAAGAGCAAUUUGAGCGAACUCAAGGUUCGCUCGAAGUAGUAAAAUAUCUUGUUCAAGAAGGCGCUGAUUUAACUUUCAAGGAUGCACACGGGAGAACUGUGCUAUACUCUGCUGUUACUAAAAGUACUUUGGAUAGAGUAAAAUAUAUUGUUGAUAACGGCGCUGAUGUAAAUAACAAGGAUUAUGACGGGUGGACAGUGCUGCACUCUGCUGUUACAGUAGGUAGGCUUGAGAAAGUAAAAUAUCUGGUGGAGAAAGGCGCUGAUGUAAAUGGCAAGAACGCCAAUGGAUGGACUGUGCUGCACUCUGCUGUUACUGAAGGCUCGGAUAAAAAGCAACAGCAAAGUGGAAGUAUGAGUGUGCAUUGGGACGAACUAGGAAAGCAAUUUGAACGAACAGUUACUCAAGGUUCGCUCGAAAUAGUAAAAUAUCUUGUUGAACAUGGUGCUGAUGUGAAUUCCAAAGAUACUUAUGGGCAGUCUGUGCUGCACUCUGCUGUUGCCAAAAGUACUCUGGAAAUAGUAAAAUAUCUUGUGGAGAAAGGCGCUGAUGUAAAUGACAAGACGACGGACGGUUGGACAGUACUACACUCUGCUGUUACAAAAAGCACAUAUAAAAAGCAAAAGUCGAGAGGAAGGAUGAGCGUAGGUGAAGAAGAAACAAAAAUGCAAUUUCGGGUUGAACCAAGACAGGAAUUUGAACGAACAGCUACUGAUGUAAAAAGUAAGGAUACCGACUGCUGCACUGUGCUGCACUCUGCUGUUACUGAAUGUACGCUUGGAAUAGUAAAAUAUCUUGUUGAAAAGGGCGCUGACGUAAAUGGCAGCUAUACCGAUGGGUGGACUGUGCUGCACUCUGCUGUUACUGAAGGUACUCUUGAAAUAGUAAAAUAUCUUGUUGAAAAGGGGGCUGAUGUAAAUGGCGAGAAUACUGACGGGUGGACUGUGUUGCACUCUGCUGUUACAGAAGGUACGCUUGAAAUAGUAAAAUAUCUUGUUGAAAAGGGCGUUGAUUUAAAUGGCAAGAAAACAAAUGGGUGGACUGUGCUGCACUAUGUUGUUAAAAAGGGUACGCUUGAAAUAGUAAAAUAUCUUGUUGAAAAGGGCACUGAUGUAAAUGGCAACGAUACUGACGGGUGGACUGUGUUGCACUCUGCUGUUACAGAAGGUACGCUUGAGAUAGUAAAAUAUCUUGUUGAAAAUGGCGCUGAUGUAAAUGGAAAAAAAACAAACGGGUGGACUGUGCUGCACUCUGUUGUUACAGAGGGUAGGCUUGAGAUAGUAAAAUAUCUUGUUGACAAGGGCGCUGAUGUAAAUGGCAAGGAUACUGACGGGUUGACUGUGCUGCACUGUGCCGUUACAGAAGGUACGCUUGAGAUAGUAAAUUAUCUUGUUGAAAAGGGCGCUGAUGUAAAUGGCAACGAUACUGACGGGUGGACUGUGUUGCACUCUGCUGUUACAGUGGGUACGCUUGAGAUAGUAAAGUAUCUUGUUGAAAAUGGCGCUGAUGUAAAUGGCAAAAUAACAAGCGGGUGGACUGUGCUCCACUAUGCUGUUACCAAAGGUGCUCUUGUAAUAGUAAAAUAUCUUGUUGAAAAGGGGGCUGAAGUAAAUGGUAGCAAUACUGAAGGGUGGACUGUGCUCCACUCUACUGUUGCUAAAUCUAACGUUGAAAUAGUGAAAUAUCUUGUUGAAAAGGGCGCUGAUGUAAAUGGCAAUGAUACUUACGGGAGGACUGUGCUGCACUCUGCUGUUACAGAGGGAAAAUAA